Molecule: messenger RNA, 1866 nt
Organism: Scutellospora calospora
Lineage: Eukaryota; Fungi; Glomeromycota; Glomeromycetes; Diversisporales; Gigasporaceae
Source: the annotation of a GenBank genome assembly
AUGUCAAAAGAGAACCAAAUAAACAAUCCUGAUGUCGCCGAAGAUACAAACAAUGUCACUCAUGAUGAUAAAUCCGAUACUAUCGUAAAACCUGAAUCUGUUGUUGUUGCUACCACUUCAUCUGAAUCUGUUACAACUUCCUCAAACGAUAUCGUAAACCCUGUCGUCUCUACCUCUCAGCAAACUUCUCCAAAGGUACCAAAACAAUCUGCUACUCAAAGAGCCGCUAGGAAAACAAGAGGUGCUUCUAAAGCGGUUAGUACCGCUGAAAAUUCUUCUAGUUCUUCUAUUGAUAAGUUAGAUUACGUCGCCGCUACUUCUACAAAUAUACCGAGCAACUUCGUUCCUGCUUUCGCUGCUUCAUCCGGUCAAUCUUCUAAUAAUAAUCGUCGUCAGUUACCACAAAAAGACGUGACUCAGGCGAAUAUUGCCGAUCGUUAUGUGGAAUUCAUUUUAUAUUGUAAUCCUUCUGCUCCAUCUGAUUUAGAUGUAUCAUCUCUCAUUCGUUCUUUCAACGCUGUUCCUAAAUCUGAUGGUAAAACUUUUGAUACUUGGGUCCUUUUUCAACUUGUAUCCAAGCAUCAUUCAGGUGAAAUAAAAACUUGGACUAAAUUAGCUCAACAACUUGGCGUCGAGCGUACCAGCGGAUCAAGUCCGCAAAAAAUUCAGCAAUACGCUGUGAGACUAAAAAAAUGGAUGCGUUCCAUUCAUAUCGAUGCGUUUUUCGACUAUAUUUUAUCGAAACCAAAUGAAUAUUACGAAGAUCCACAAAAGAAUCCGACAGGUAUUGAACCUACUGAUGGUACUGACGAUGACGAUAGCGAUUUAGUGUUAAAAUUAAUUAAACGAGCUAGUAGUAAGCGACAAAAGAGAAAAUAUACUCGACGUAACACCGGUAGUAGUAUUGAUGUUGGGGAUAAUCAUACAAAUGACGAUAAUAUUGACAAUGAUGAUGAUUUUGAUGAUGAUGCUGAUCCUUCUAGACACGACGACCGUUCCGAGAAACGCAUCAAGGCAACUUAUUCUGAUGCAAGUGAUGAACUUGACUAUGACGAUGAAAGAGAUGCUUGGGAAGAUGACGAAAAUAUGCAAGUUGAUGACUCUGGUAAGGUUGAUGUUGAUGGAAAAUCUAAAUCUUCUCGUAGGAAAAAUAAUGUACAGUUUACUUCUUCUCGUGAAAACCGGCCAAAACUUGGCAGACCGAAAAACGGUAUGACCUCCCGUCAUAUUCCAACACCAAUUCCUUCGCCAACUGAUAUAAGGCAUCAUUCCAAUUCUUCAGGUGGUGAUACAAGUCAUUUUCGUGUAAUAUCUAAUUCUAGUUCUGCCGGUAGUCCUGCUACUCAGCUGCGGUGGCGAAGUAUUUCUGUCGGCGGUGGUCCUAUAUCAACACAAUCUGGUGAAACUUCUCCUUCUCAACCAAUUAUACCAACCGCCCCUUCAACUUCACCAACUCAUAAAGGUAAUGUUACUUCAAGACGAAAAACAAGUUCUGAUGCUUCAGUAAUGGGUUUCGAUAGUUUUCGACUUUCAAAAAAACGUCAUCACAAAGAAAGACCACAAUCCCCAACAAGUUCUAAUUGGUCGUGGUCACCUCAAAAUAAUCUUAACAGUCAAGAUAACAAUAAUAAUGGAUUUUCAUAUUCUGAACUUCUUUUACCUCCGACUACCUUAACAAAUGAUCCUAAAGAAACUAUCAUUAUGCUUCAAGAAAAAUUGGUUAAAGCUGUUGGAAUGUUAGAAGAUAAUCAACGUAAGAUUGAUAUGUUAGAAAAUGUUGUUCGUCAAAGAGAAGAUGAAGUUAGGAAAAGAGUCGCUAGAGGUCUUAAAAAAGAAGUUAUUACUUUGUUUCAAAGUUAUGAAUAA